This is a messenger RNA of Prunus armeniaca (apricot), 477 nucleotides long. Lineage: Eukaryota; Viridiplantae; Streptophyta; Magnoliopsida; Rosales; Rosaceae. The record is from the annotation of a GenBank genome assembly.
AUGGUUGUAUCUUUCACGGGGAAACUACUUGAUAUAUUACAUCACUGUCUUCCUUCAACUAUAACUGAACUAGAUCAUGCUCUAAGUGAUGGCGUAAGUAGGGGUGGAAGACAAGCAUUGGAGUGGAGAGCGUCAAUUGCUAAACAUUUCAUUGAAGAAUGGGAAUGGCAGUUGUCAAUUUUGCAGCGUCUUCUUUCGUUAUCUGAAUGCCAGUGGAAGUGGAAGGAGGCAUUAACUAAGAUAAAGCUGAGGCCCAGCCAAAGGGAAGAUCUGGAAUUACCAUUAUUUGACUUGGCCGCUGUUGGAUUUCAGGGUACACUGAAAGAUGGACAAGACAUGGCUGUGAAGAGGCUCUCAAAACAUCCUAGACAAGGACUCAAUGAGUUGAAGAAUGAGGUUACACAUAUUGUCAAACUUCAGCACAGGAAUAUAGUGAAGCUUCUGGGAUGCUGCAAUCGAGAAGAUGAAAUGAGCUGA